This is a messenger RNA of Odocoileus virginianus texanus, 1007 nucleotides long. It is a transcript of the gene PLA2G2D, whose product is annotated as phospholipase A2 group IID. The record is from RefSeq and is a predicted model, not a curated record. Gene Ontology annotation, molecular function: calcium ion binding; phospholipid binding. Gene Ontology annotation, biological process: phospholipid metabolic process; lipid catabolic process; arachidonate secretion. NCBI's taxonomy places the organism in Eukaryota, Metazoa, Chordata, Mammalia, Artiodactyla, Cervidae.
UGCACUGCCCUGUGCUGGGAUCAUGGACCUUCCCCUCCUCUGCACACUGGUGGUCUUCGCUGGUGUGGUUCCAGCUGAGGGCGACAUACUGGACCUGAACAAGAUGGUCAGACAAGUUACGGGGAAGAUCCCCAUCUUCUUCUAUACGUCCUAUGGCUGUUACUGCGGACUUGGUGGCCGAGGCCCACCCAGAGACGCCACAGACUGGUGCUGCCAUGCACACGACUGCUGCUACGGUUACCUGACUCCCCACAACUGUGACAUCCGCUACGACCACUAUGACUACACCUUUUUCCGGGGGCAAGUCCACUGUUCCACCAAGGGGAGCUGGUGUGAGCAGCAGCUGUGUGCCUGUGACAAGACAUUGGCCGAUUGCCUGCAGCGGAACCUGAACACCUACAAGAAUGACCUGCGUUAUCUGUCCAGCUGCGAGGGCGAGAUCCCUGAGUGCCACACCCUCUAGCCUGUCCCUCAGCAUCUUGAGCUCUGGGGAAGACCCCCAGGACCACCAGCCACACCCUCAACCCCAGUCUGGCGCCUUCAAAGCACUCCAGGGAAGAGAAAGGGGCUGAGCCCCGCCCCUAGCUCCCACUUGCCUCGUGGACCUUCUGAGUCUCCCCAGCUGUCUCCUCUGAGGGUGGAUUGAGAUCUUAGGAAAAACCAAGGCCCGGCAGCACCCAGGGGAGUGUGUUUGGGCCAAGGCGGUGGGCACUGGGGGCAGGGGCGGGGGCGGGGUGGGGCAGGUGGUGCCUUCAUGCCCACUCACCAGGCCCCUCCAGGCUCCCCCUGCCCCUAAAACACCACCCAAGCAGCUGCCAGGGUGGCCUCUGUAAAGGGCGAUAUGGAUCUUUCUGUCCAUGGGACGCCACUUCUUCAAACCCCAAGGCCCCGUCCUGCCUCCCGCUCCAGCCCACCCCUCCAGCCGUCCCAGGUCACACAUGUACCUAUGGUUGAUUCAGGCUGAUAUGUGGCAGAAACCAACACAAUGUUAUAAAGCAAUUAUUCUC